AUUAGAAAUGCAAGCAACGCCUCCCCCUAUGGUAAACUGAUCAUGUUGCGAGCCUUAAAAUAGAUUUGAAAAUAAUUUCAGGAAGUGAACAAGAAAGGCAAGUUGUGUGCACUGGCCCUUAUUUUUUUUGUAGCUAGUGUACUUAAUGGUCGUGAUGUCGAGAUAAAGUAGCUGAAUGUUGUCUCGCGGCAAAGCCAGGAAAGAACGACUUACCAAAAUGUCAGAUUCAGACUCUGGUCCAGAGUUUGUGGACUACGAUAUCAGACACGGGGCGAAACUUAUCUAUGAAAAAGACAGUCCCUUUGUAGCCCUGCAACCUCCAGAUUAUAUAUAUGAGCGAUGGAAUAAAAUCCCUGUCUGUUUGAAAAAGAAAGCUGCCCAGCUGAUGCAUGUAUCUGCCUUUUGGUACCACAUUCUGCUUUGUCGAGAGAAUCACAACACCACACGCUGGGCUGUGCAAGUGGGCUUCCUAGACUCAAAUUACGGCAAUGACCUGAGUCUGAAGAGACUGCACAGGAUAGAAAUAUUGGAAGCUAUCCUCAGAGCGAUGGAAAAAGGAUGUUUAUUUGAAGAUCAGACGAGGCAUAUGAUCUGGAUAAGCAAUAAGUUUAACUUGCAUGUGCUGGAGGUCCUGGACGACGCGAUAUGCUGGCUGGAGCGGACAGGAGAGCCCCGCAUCAAGCAGCAGGUUCAGGAGCUGGGCCCCAGAGGGAACUGCUUUGCUGCUCUUCAACUCAUCUUCGCUGAGUAUGCUCACUAUACACAGGCCAUGGGAGUCAGUAGGAAAAAAAUUAUGCGAGAGCUUGCACAGGGUCCCUGCCAAUGGUCUAUUGAGAAAAGUGAAGAGAUGAAGGCUAAAGGAAAUGAUCAGGUUCAGAAAAAUAAGUAUGAUGCAGCAGUCAAGUGUUACUCAAAAGCCAUCAAAUACCACCCUGAAAACUACAUUAUCUAUGGGAACAGAGCACUUUGCUAUAUUCGUAGUGAAAAAUAUCUAAAAGCUGUUGGUGAUGGAAAACGAGCCACUUUGAUACAACCAGAGUGGGCAAAGGGUCACUACCGGUACUGUGAGGCGUUGUUCCUCCUUGGGGAACACAAGCGGGCGGUGGCAGCCAACGAGUGGGCCCAGACUCUGUGCAAGGCUGACCCAGAGGGCAUGAAGGACCUGCUGCAGCAACAUACCAAGUUCAACAUAGAGAUGGAGAGCAAACGUCGCAGGGAAGAGGAGAGCAAAGUUGGCAGACCGAAUAAAACUGCAGCUAAGAAAGUUUCAAGUAAAAGAACGGACAGUACCACCAGAGCAGACACUACAGAGUCACGACAACAGACUGAUAAACCUGCCAGUAAGGUUGAGCCUUGCACUAAUAGCACCGCUCCUGAGAACAAGUGCUCAGGAGUCAAGGUGGAAAGUCUGACACAGCCAGUGAAAGCUGAAGGGGGAGCACAUUCAGUGGAUAAUGCAGAGGGGCCUAAAGAGACGAAAAGUCAAAUGGCUGAUAAAAAGAGCAGCAAAUCAGAGCCCAUCGCUUCAGAGAAACCGAAAGGGAAGAGCAGAAACCAGCAUUCAAAGAUGAUAUUAGGCAGAUCCGGAGACCCCAGUAUGCGGGACUUGCUGGUGUCAGCUGUGCAGGAUGCCCACACGGCCCUGGCCGACCAGCGAUGCCGCAACGCAGAGCAGGCCUUCUCCCAGGCCCUCGUCAUCCUGGAGACCAGCACACCAAAGGAACUUGGCCUCUGUGCUCUUGACCAAGUUGUGCUGAUUUAUGGCCAUGCCUCAGCUCUGUUAGAGAUUGGUCAACCUGAGGAACUUGCUGAAGCUCAAAGGGACUUUGACAAGAUCAAAACCUUUGAAGAGAGGAAGUUUCAGUGUCUGGUUUUUUACGGCAUUGGAAAGGUGUAUCAGAAGGAGAACCGAUUUCCAAUUGCUCUGGAACAGUUUUCUAAUUCUAUGCAAAUGGUUAAGAAGAAGAUAACACCUGGUAAACUGACUUGGCCCACCACAACAGCUAUUGUUGAGGAGACUAAGCUGGACUAUUUCAAGGAGCUGCUAGAGGAAUCCAUAGAGAUGUGCAAAUUUCCACCUAAACCAGAUGCCAUUUGUCGGCAUCAGAAUUGCCAUGGCCAUUCCAAAAUGGAAAUCUACUUCACAGAUCCAGAUUUUAAGGGUUUCAUUCGGGUGGUUUGCUGCCAAAGCUGCAAAGUGGAGUACCAUAUCAGCUGUUGGAAGAAGUUGAAAGUAACAGCAUUCUCUGAUAAGAAUGAAAAGGAUUUCCUGCAGGAAAUUUGCUUUACUCCAGAAUGUGGGGGUAGAAUCUGUCAUAUUAAAAUAUAUGGUUCAACAGGGCUUGUCAAAUGUGAGUUUGUGUCUUUAGCAUCUAUUGAAAAACAUAGAGGUACAGCAAAAUUGAGAGUAAAUCAGAAAUGUUCAAGUCUCAAGAAGUUGAAAUCCAAAGAGGAUCGUAAGAUCAGACGGAAGCAAUGUAGGCAAGAUGCUUCUCUGACUACGCAAGACAAGAAUGAUCAGAUGCCUUUGGAGAACCGGGAGACCAUUGUCGUAGAACAGAAGGCUUCAUCCCCCACCUGGCUGUCUUACGGGGACCGUGUUCUGCUUCAGAUCAGCGAUAGCAAGGAUCUGUUCAGGGACAAGAGCCACAACAUCUCUGUGUUGAUGAAGAACCUUAAGCCAUGGAUGGACAUGGACCGGAUCAAGGGAAGCGAACUGGGCAUGUCGUAUGCUGGGAGGCAGCCGGAGACGCUGGGGGAUGUGGUGGAGCUCCUCCUGGAAAGGAAGAACCGGGUGUGGGCCCGCAUCUUUAUCCACAGCCUGAGCGGCUGCCUGGACACCAGCCCCAAGCUGCACGACUGGGCCCACCAACUGGACAGCUCAGGUCUGAAUGCAGCUGGACUGUUCAUUGACCGUUAUGCAGACCACCUGGAGCAGCUGGACCUAGCUCCUUUGCUACAUUUUGCCCCCCUGCAGGACAUGCUCAUAGAGAAGUUUGGGACCAUGCCUGAGUUUUUUAGCCGUCUUGGUCUGACUGUAACGGAGUACCUAAAGCAGGCCCCUCCCCAGGAGAUGAGGCUGUUUAUCUGGACUUUGGAGGAGCACAGAGACCAGUACGCCUCCUGCCAUGCUGCGUUGGAUGACUAUUUUGAAAUAAUGGAUGGGCGUUGUUUAGUGAUUAAAAAGACAGAGAAUGAAAAUACAAUUAAAUACCCUAUUAAGACUAAGAACAGAAAUCGCAAAAAGAAGCAGAAGGAGCCAAAGGCGUCGGUUAUUGUCCUGUCGGGAAUGAGAGGUGGUACCUCAAGAGAGGAUGAGGACGAGGAUUUUUUAGAGGAGGACUCUUUAAUGUUUCUUGACCCCAGUGACCCAUUCAGCGUUCCCAGUCAUCUUCGUGAUCAGGUGACAGAGUUUGAGGGACAGUACAACAAUGGCAGCCGCAGUAGCCACUACAAGAGAAUAUUGGACAACAACCCUGACCUGACUAAGGAGAGUUUGUAUGACUACUUUGCCCAGAUCCUGGAGGAAUACGGUCCCCUGAAGGCCCAGGACCCCCUGCUGGUGGGCGAGCUGGACAACUUCCCUCCCGACGCCCAGCAAAAGAUCCAGGAGGCCGGUGGCCUGAAGCCUUUCCUCCUCGAAUCGCUGCGCUUCGUCAUGACUGACAACCUCCUGGGCCUUAUGAAACACGCCGUGUCACUGCAGGAUGCCAACACUCACAGAAUGGACAAUCUGGACUUCAUAGGGGAUAUCCCCAACAGACUCUCCCUAAACCCUUCUGCUAUGGCGUUUCUCCCAAACUCCCAAGAUUCUGGAACUAGGGAUUAUGAUGAGCCUAUUGCUAUUAUCCCUGUGUGGCCUAACCUGGCCAUUGGAACUCCAUUGGACAAGUCAUAUGAUAACCAUUAUCCAAAUAACCUUGAGGAUCUUGACCUUUAUAUUAGAGAUGUAGAGGAAAAGGGAGUCGAGGCACCUGGAAAGACUGCAGCAGAAGUACAGGUAUCAACUUGUGUCGCCUUGAGUGAAGUGGCUGUUAACACAGAGCCUUUUGAAGGGAAUAAUGGAGACCUGUCCAAGAAAGAGAAGAGUAAUGCAGAGUUUGAGCAGCAGAUCCAGCAAAUAAAGCAGGACUACGACUCUGUGAAGCAAAGACGCCUAAAGGAGAUCUCUGCCCUAGAAGGAGAGCUAGAGGAAAUCAACCGUUUAAUACAGGUCACCCAUAUAGAGCUGGGCCUGUUCCAGCAGAAGCUGGAGGAGGAGGUGAAGAAGGACCAACAGGAGAAGAAAGAGAACCAGGAGACCGUGAAGGCCUUAAAGACUGAGAUAAAGGAGCUGGCGGAGUCACAGGAGAGCAUUUCUAAGAGCAUCCGUGAGAGGAACAAGGACUAUGAGACACACCUGAAUAAUGUCCUGGAACUGAGUAACCAAUCAGCUGCUGAGAAGAUGAGCCUGGAGGAUGAGAUCAAGAGGUACAGAGACCUAUGUGCUAAGGCAACCAGGAGGUCUCAGGGAGCAGAGCUGUCUAUAUUAGAGAACCGGCGUGGCAUUGACCUGCGCUGCCUCUACAGGUCUCUGUCUGAAGCCAGGGCCAUCCUUGCCAAGCUCAAGGAAGUGGCACUCAGAUUCCCUUCCCAAAUUCUGCAGUCAGCCACAUAUGCCUGGGGAGCAUGUGUUCAAGAAGCGGAAGAGAAAGUCUGUGCAACUGAGGUGCAGUACCAGGAUCAUAUGGAGCAGGUGAAGAGGGGGACCAGGCUGUGUACUCUGCCCCCAGUGGCUGUCCCCAGCCCCCCGCGGCCCCCACCUGUACCAGUAAGAUGCAGCACAACUGGGCCUACUUUAAGUUUAGCAAAGAUCCACUCAGUCCCAGAGGUAGACCCAACCCCGUCUCUGGUCCCCCUCCCCCUCUGUCUCCCAUACCCCGGCCUCCCCCCUGUCGCCUACCCAGUCCUCUCCUCUGUCCCCGCCAUCGGCCUGGGCGUUCCCCUAGUGGCGCCAGGCUUGAGAUACAGCGCAGGCUUCACACUGCAGACAGGACAGGUGCUGGGGCUCCGCUUCCCCAUCAGAGGGCCCCUGGGGCCAGAGCAGAUGCUAUUCCAACCACAGGCUCACCAGCAGCUCCCUCGCCACCCGCUGCACAUGAGAGGCCCCCUCUAUGGCCACCCAGGGGUGCCCAGUGCCCCUCCGGCCCCAGCCAUGGCUCAGAGUGUUGCACCGUCCCCCGGCAUGGCUGGAGCUCUAGCUAGUGCUACUGCUAACGAUCCUACCGGCCAUUUCACGAGGCCUCUCCUUCAGAACCAGGCUCCCAGGCCACAGGCCCCACAACCCAACAAUGUGUGCGAGAGAAUCAUGGACCGCCUCAGCGUCAUGUUCCCUCACUAUAGCAGGCUCGUGCUGUACAAGUUCAUUGGGGAGAUACACACAGCCAACGGAGGCUGCCUGACCGCCCUGUCCUAUGAUGAGGUUAUCAACAGAGUGGCCCAGCUCAUCCUGGACCACCAGGACACCACCAGGGAGCAGCUGAGCAGUGUGGGUAAAGGUGACCCCGGGGCCCAGCUGUGUGGGACCCCUUCUUGCUCCGACUCCCCUGCCUCAGUCCGCUCCACUGGAACCCCUCCCACCGCCCACGUCUGGAAGAGAGUGGGCGCCCACGGACACUCCCAGGCCAAGGCGCUGAACAUGGAGGAUCCCUGUAUCAUCUGCCAUGAAGACAUGUCCCAGGAGGACCUGUGUGUGCUGGAGUGCAGACACAGCUUCCACAGAGAGUGUAUUAAGUCAUGGCUGAAGGAGCAGAGCACCUGUCCCACCUGCAGAGAGCACGCUCUCCUGCCCGAGGACUUCCCUCUGCUGCCUGGCAGAAUCCGCAGGGGCCACACGCCCGCCUUCUCCUAAACACUCCCAGCUACCUACCCUGAACCCCUAAACCUCCUAAUACCUGAACUCCAAACACAUUGAUUCCCAGUAUAUGCUCAACUGCUCAAUUCCAUACGAAACGCUUCUGUCAAAUGUUGCAUGUGAAGUUUUUUGACAAGUGUGAUUUAACCAUUUAUUCAUCUCCCUACUAUGACUGAACAAAAAUAUAAACGCAACAUGCAACAAUUUCAAAGAUUUUACUGAGUUACAGUUAAUAAGGAAAUCAG
Coregonus clupeaformis (lake whitefish) is the source of this 6138-nucleotide messenger RNA. RefSeq names its product E3 ubiquitin-protein ligase TTC3. The record is from RefSeq and is a predicted model, not a curated record. The coding region runs from base 176 to 5890 and encodes 1904 amino acids. Gene Ontology annotation, molecular function: protein binding. The transcript is spliced from 47 exons. NCBI's taxonomy places the organism in Eukaryota, Metazoa, Chordata, Actinopteri, Salmoniformes, Salmonidae.